UGAUGUCUGCCUUUCAGCCCCAGUGGCGAGUGCCCUCGGCCGCAGGUUCGGGUUCCGUCCGACCAUCAUGGCGGGAGGGGUGGUCGCAGCGGUGGGGUUUGCUCUCAGCUGGUUCGCGACUCGACUUCUCCAUCUCUACAUCACCAUCGGAAUCAUUGCAGGGUUAGGAGGCUCUCUGUGUUUGGUAAACGUGUCCACAAGUGUUGGGAGAUACUUUACAACUAAGCGGCUCCGUGCCAACAGCUUUAUAACACUGGGAUCCGGAAUCGGCUCCCUCGGCUUCCCUCCUCUCUGUCAAUUCUUGUUGGACGAGUACGGAACAAGAGGUGCGUCAGUGAUAAUCGGCGGUAUUGUACUUAACAUGGCGGCUUUUGGUGCUCUAGUUCGGCCAAUACGUCUUGUUACUGACAUCAAACCCGACCAAGACGUACGAGGAAUUCCGCACUCUAUGACGAAGGAGGCUUUGCUUACCCACGAUCAAGGCGAGGACUCUGUCGAAGACGUUUCCGUAAAAGUUCACCAACCGAAACGAUUCUUUCCCACCGUGUACUGUAGCCUCCUGAAAGAUACAUCAUUUGUGUUGUACCUUGUAUCAUUAGGACUUAUGUCGUCCAGUUAUUUAGUCAGUAACAUUUAUCUCGCUCCUCGCGCAAAACUGUUCGGUGUUGACGACUACCAGGCAGCUUCUCUUCUGUCUAUCAUCGGCAUUACAACAAUCGCUGGUCGCGUUCUGGUCGCAGUUCUGUCAAAGUGGAAAAAUAUUCCUCUCAAUUCCGUCGAUCAGUAUGCCACUUCUGCCACGCUUCUGGGCAUGACCAUGCUGUUUAUGCCGCUUGCCACCAACUACGGUUCCAUGGCUACUUACAGUGUCAUCUUCGGGCUAUUUUCCGGCGCCAUCACCCCUCUAAUGCUCACGGCAACAGCGGACCUGGGAGAGGGGGACAGACUUCCCGCUGCGUUCGGGUUCACCGGAUUCUUACAGGGUGUGGCCGGACUUGUCGGACCACCGGUGUCAGGGGCGCUGCGUGACGCCACAGGCAGCUAUGACGUGACGUUCCUAUUCGGAGGCGCAUGCGCAACGCUUGGAGGGCUGGUUCCAUUCCUACUGCACAUGCGCGUGUUUGCCAAACGCAGGGCACGGUUUGCCAUGGAAACGCCGUCGUCUGAUGACGUCACCAAAAAGGGAAUACGAGAGAAUUAUGAUUAUGUAGUUAUAAGGGAAACUUCCAUAUGAUUUAUGUCGUGAAAUCUUUUUAUCAAAACAAGAAGAUUCUUGUACAAGAGUUCAAUCUUGCUACAUAAUACUCAAUUCGGGUGUAACAAUUUCAAGUGCAAUGAAAUGAAAUGAAUUCUUGACAGCAAGAACAAUAUUCUACAGGUACCAGCUGUAAGUAUAAACUCUUUGCGAAAGAGAACUAUCGGUUCCUUAAAGUUUCUCCAAAUAUGGAUCAUCGUGCAAAUAAUGUCAUGCAUGCUGAAUGAUAAAUUUUCUUUGUUCAAGAAAAAACAAGAAAAUAAGAAAAGUCAUUUUUAGAAGCGUAGCUUCGCUCUGUAAUGCUGGACAGGACUUUGUAAAAAGCCUGGUGUCACCUGCAAAGGAUGGACUGAUCGAACUGAGAGAGUGCUUACUAUCUUUUAUCGACGUGAUACUUGUGUGCAAUGCCAUUAGCUUGCAGUUUGGUGUCGUUAUAUCGUCAACGAAACGUGCUGUAUAGUAUUUACGUGUCAUUAACACCGCCGAAAGAUGAUCAAUGUAUAAACAUUCCCAAAUUACUUUGUCAGUUUUAUGAAAAACCUCACUUGUUAAAAACGAAUAUACAAGUAGCUGCCCUUAGCAGUUUGGUAAGUUGUCAUGUUUGUUGUAAAUUGCUGUGUCGUGUAGGGCAGGAAUUUUUACUUAACGCAAAGAGUAAGCCAUACUGCCAUAACGCGCUCAGUAUUGCUACAUCCACGUAGAUUUCCAUGUAUUAUUCCAUUGGGUAAACAUGUUGAUCAUUGUAAUGACUUUGUAUGCUAUGUAGCGUUACUUUGAAACAAUAUUAAACUUGUUAUCUCAAACCAA
This is a messenger RNA of Branchiostoma floridae (Florida lancelet), 2062 nucleotides long. Its product is annotated as monocarboxylate transporter 12-like. Gene Ontology annotation, molecular function: monocarboxylic acid transmembrane transporter activity. The transcript is spliced from 3 exons. Gene Ontology annotation, biological process: monocarboxylic acid transport; transmembrane transport. Lineage: Eukaryota; Metazoa; Chordata; Leptocardii; Amphioxiformes; Branchiostomatidae. The record is from RefSeq and is a predicted model, not a curated record. The coding region runs from base 68 to 1234 and encodes 388 amino acids.